This is a messenger RNA of Penicillium digitatum Pd1, 1032 nucleotides long. RefSeq lists its product as uncharacterized. The record is from RefSeq and is a predicted model, not a curated record. NCBI's taxonomy places the organism in Eukaryota, Fungi, Ascomycota, Eurotiomycetes, Eurotiales, Aspergillaceae.
AUGAAAAACUGGGACUAUGGGAAGCUCGCUAUUGCCACAGCCGCCAUCCUCGGAAUUCUCACACUCGGUGCACUGACAUACUUGCUGGUGUGGUACGUUCGACGAAGACUGCGUGCCCGACGGUCUCGUCGCCCGGAGAGUCAUGAAAACGACCAAUUUGACCAGUCCGCAGUGUCCUUGGCCGAGGAUACAAGUAGGACCCUAGAUGACUUCCUCAUGAAGGAUAUCCAGCCUGAGCGGGGUUCAAUCAUGUUCAGCAGAAGCGGGUCUCCAUCCAUCACCAUCGUCAUUGACGACGCGGAUGAUGCUGACCACUGCAAGUUUCCACCUCAGCCGUAUAUGGCAAAACACGGCACUUCGGGGUCUUUAUCUGCAGAUGCCCACACCUUGACACAGAUCUCGACUCAAGAAACAGAUCCUGAUGACAUGCGGUCUGAUCAGACUCAGUGGAGCAGCUCAAGACGGCGUUCAUCAAGCACGACGCCUAGAGCAUCCAUCUCAUCGUCUGCCAUCCCAACAUCGCGAUCAUCCCAGAUUUGGACCACAACCUCUGGUAGCAUGCCAUCGGAACAGACCCAGAGAAGUAUUUCGGGACAGCACUCGUCCAUCAUGACACCGAGAGCAUCGAUCUCGUCAUCCGUUAUCCCAACGGCCGGAUCCUCCCAGGUGUGGACGACGACAUCUGCCGGGGCUGAGACAUUUUCGCUCCUUAGUCAAUCAUCAAACAGGUCGUACCGCCCUCAAAGCCCGACUGGCCUAUCGGCCUCACGUGCAUUGCAGGUAUAUGGACGUCGUUCGAAUGUUUCCGGUGCAUCAAGUCGUCCUUCCAGUGCAGGUGCCUUGCAAUCUGUGCCCCGCGUGUUCGAUGAGGCGGAAGCUCCGAGAAUGGCUUACUCGAGAAACAUUGACACUAUUAGAUCAACAAGUUCCAUGUCUCCUGUAUCGCCUGUACUGGUGGACGUUUCGGCUGGAGAUGAUCAACCUCAAUGGACCGCUGUUCCCCCAACGCCCUUUCCUUUCGGUCAGCCCUGA